Messenger RNA from Penicillium olsonii, 2202 nucleotides. NCBI's taxonomy places the organism in Eukaryota, Fungi, Ascomycota, Eurotiomycetes, Eurotiales, Aspergillaceae. The record is from the annotation of a GenBank genome assembly.
AUGCCGCUCACUAACCGCCGUCGCGCGCGGCGCAAGGAAAUCCAACUCCAGGAAACGUCCGAUGCAGAGGCACCGGACUCCUCGCCCAGCCGACCCUCCGCAAAGAAGCGCAAGGAACUAACAUCCUGGACGUGGGAUCAACAGGUUGACCGGCGCAAAUCUCCCUCACGAAACGUCAAGCAAGAAUCCGGCGACGAGGCCGAAGAUUCAACGGGCGAUCACGAACCAGCCAGCAACCAGGAUCUGGUCGAUCUGGUAAUUUCCUACCUCAACACACCCCGCGAAGAAUUGCGCGUCUCGCGCGACCACUCCAACACCAAGACCGAAAACACCCAGCGCAUUCAGGCCUACGCCAAGAUCGCCGGCCGCAACUGGACCUAUUACGUCAAAACACUGCAUGUCAACAUUGGCCGGGAACCGGACCGCGAACAGAAAACCACCGAACAGUCCAGCCCGGUGACGAUAGCCGCCCGUGCGCUACCCGAUGUCCAUGUUGAUUUGGGCCCUAGCAAAUUCGUAUCCAGACUGCAUGCGGAAAUCUUCUACGAUGGGGAGGAAACGCCCGCCUGGCACAUUCGCGUCAAUGGCCGGAAUGGCGUGCGCUUGAACAAUGGCAUUGUCAAGCGCGGCACAGAUGCGGUGUUGUCAUGUGGCGACAUCAUUGAGAUCGCCAAUACACAGAUGAUGUUCGUCACGCCCGGAGACGAGGCGAAUAUCCAGCCGAGCUUUAUCGAGCGCGCCCAGCGCAUCGCCAGCGGCCAGGAGCAGGACCCCGCGGCAAUUCCUUGGGAUGCUUCUCAACAUGCUCAUCCUUCGCAGCCUUCCCAGACCGAGGAAGUGCCGCCAUCUUCGUCCGGUGGGCCAUCAUUGGCUCCGGCUCCUCAAUUCCUCAAACGCCAGGUUACACCCCCGCCGCGAUCACCUGAUACCGUGGGACAACGAACCGCGAAGCAGUCUCCGCUUUACAAUCGUGGUAUGAUGAUGGAAAGCACGGAGGAUAUCGACUACAGCAAGGAUGCCGCGAAGGAUCUGAAGCCGCCGUACAGCUAUGCGACAUUGAUUGCCCAGGCAAUCUUCUCCAGCGAAGAAGAGAAACUCACCUUGAACAGCAUUUACAAUUGGAUCAGGGACAAGUAUUCCUUCUAUCGGCAUUCACAGAGCGGCUGGCAGAAUUCCAUCCGACACAAUCUCUCGUUGAACAAGGCGUUCCAAAAGGUCCCUCGGCGCACCGACGAACCGGGCAAGGGCAUGAAAUGGCAGAUUGCAGCCGAGUACAGAGACGAGUACCGGAAGAAGCAAACCCGCAAAGGUCACACCUUAUCCUCUGCCCCAUCUUCCCCCGCAAACAAGGAGCCCCCCUCUUCAGCAACCCGGGGAUCCCGCGUCAGCAAGCUGGACACCUCAUUCUCUGCAAACUCUGCAACUGCGAGAAAGUCGCCACCCGUGUCAUCUCCAGGAUUCAGUUCAUUCCCCGUCGCCCCCGUGGAAGCCUACACCCCGGAGCGCGGGUCUCAGCUCGGCCGAGGCGUUGGUUCCGACCAUCCACUGCGACACAUGAACCCACGCGAUUACGACGAACCAUCCCCACUUCCUGCGCGCACGCACAACCCCAGCUCCAGCAUCUCAACGCAGGUCCAAAACAGCAGCCACAACCUUGCUCGCGCGUAUGGAAUGUCCGACAAUAUCGCGGGAUCCCCACCCGUCCUUUCAUCAUCCUACUACAACGAAGAACCCUCCUCAAUGAUCACCCCCGCCCCUCAACGCCAACAACCCCGUCUUCCACCCCCGAGCACUGCGCAGAUCCCGUCCAAGUUCAUGCCCAUGAGCUCGCCGGCCCAGUUUUGGAAAUUCGCCGAUAUCGGCAGUACCCCUGCACGCCCUCCUCCGGACAUGAGUCCCCUCAAGGGAGAGGUCGAGGACCGCAUCAUCGGCGGGUUCCCGAGUAGUAGUCCUCCCCCGCCGAACUUGGUGAGUCCCAGUAAGCCUGGGACUUCGAAUGGGUUGGGCCCAGGUCGGACAUUGCCGCCUAUGAAGACCGAGCCGGGUGAUUUGGGUGCUAAUGGUUCCCAUGCUCGCAAAGAGGGACCUCUUGAUGAGGAUGAUGAGGAGGAUACUUCUGGUUUUGAUAUCGCUCGGGGCUUCCCAGCUAUUGGCUCAUACCAUCGUCAACUAAGCAAUGCUGCUCGUGCAACUGCGACUUAG